Aspergillus sclerotioniger CBS 115572 is the source of this 1326-nucleotide messenger RNA. Its product is annotated as questin oxidase family protein. The record is from RefSeq and is a predicted model, not a curated record. Bases 1 to 1326 code for a protein of 441 amino acids. NCBI's taxonomy places the organism in Eukaryota, Fungi, Ascomycota, Eurotiomycetes, Eurotiales, Aspergillaceae. The transcript is spliced from 5 exons. Gene Ontology annotation, molecular function: oxidoreductase activity.
AUGGCAUCCGCAACAGCAAAAAACAUCCAUCUCUCGAGCACAGAAAAAGGGAUUAUCUCCCAUCAUGCUCGAGAGGAUUCAGCCCGCGCAGUGAGUGAUGUCUUGCAGGAGGAUAUGACAUCCCAUCAUGUAUUUUUUAAUCAGAUGGGGUUUCAUAACCACAUCCCGCACCACAUCCUAAGCAUCUAUGCUCUCGGUGCUACCCCGGAGCAGAUCCGAGCCGCGUAUACCAGCAACAAGAGCUAUCAGCGCCCGGCACUCCGGGUGGAUGAGAAGAUCGUGCGAGACAUGGCUGAUGUUGGGACGUUUCUGAAGUAUUUGGGACAGGGGGAGCAUUAUAGUGACUACUUGGCUUUUUUUCAGCAUGAGAUUGAGGGGAAGGGGGUGGAGAGGGUGUUGAAGGAGUAUUUGUUCUCUGGGGAGAAGGUCGCGGAGAGGUUGUUGGUUAUGUUGUUUGGGGGGCUCAUCCACCCGUUCAUUCACCUUGGAUUCGGGAUCGAGUUCAACCAGCCUGCUCUCGUUGCCCAGGGUCUGGCUCAGACAGCCGUUCACGACGAAUGGACGGGUCCAAUGUUCUUCUGGCCGGCGGAGAAGGCAGCCGGGGGUGUGGGCAAACCUGGGAAGAAAUCAAUGCUACAGAUUCUCGAGGAGAUUCGUGCGGAUGAGAAGUUGGCACGGUCUGCGCGUUGGGAGGACAGCGGGAGGAUGGAGAACGGGGUGCUCAAAAGAGCGCCGGAGGAGAUGAUCAAGUAUGCGGCGCAGUUUACGGUCUCGGAGGAGCAGAUUGAGGAAAAGACGGCGGAGAUUAUCAAUACCGUGGCAUACUUUGCCAGUGCGGCGCAGCGUCCCGACAAGCAGAUCAAGCUCGAUUUCUUCUACCUCCAUGGCGUCACUUCGUCGAUAUUCCUGUCCAAGAUUAUCACGCUGCCGUUCCUGGAUGCCCGGACUAAAGCGCGAUUGCUGGAGUGGACGGGUCGGCUGGAUCUGAUGCUUUAUGUGGGCUACGGGACGGCGGAUCUUCGUUUGGAUGAGGUCACAAAUUAUCCGGCUACGAAGAGCUGGGAGACUAUUUUCGAUUACAGUACUGCGCAGGCGAGUGAUGAUGGACAUCUGCCAAAACUGGUGAGAGCUUUGAAAAAUGGUGAACAGGCGUGUCGUCCGUUUGAGGAUCGGGCUGAAGAGCUCGGCUUGAAGAUUAAAGGUGAUAUGUGGUUGAAGAUUGCGAAUAUGGUGAUGGAUUCCACUUCUGGUCAGAGUUCCUUAUGGGUGCGCGGAGCGGGCUUUGACGAGGCCUGGAAGGAGUUUGGAGAACGAUCUCGGUUGUAA